Messenger RNA from Bacillus rossius redtenbacheri, 7789 nucleotides. It is a transcript of the gene Klp98A, whose product is annotated as kinesin-like protein Klp98A. Gene Ontology annotation, molecular function: ATP binding; phosphatidylinositol binding; microtubule binding. Lineage: Eukaryota; Metazoa; Arthropoda; Insecta; Phasmatodea; Bacillidae. The transcript has 25 exons. The coding region runs from base 172 to 3915 and encodes 1247 amino acids. The record is from RefSeq and is a predicted model, not a curated record. Gene Ontology annotation, biological process: microtubule-based movement.
GUCUUUGUAUACAUGUAUCAUGUGGAUUUGUGUAUGCAUGCAUUGACGUUAGGGAAUGUGUCGACUGCGGUUGAUGAAAGCUUCUACGCGCGGUUGUUUUUGUGAAUGUGUGUUUAAAGUUCACUCGGUAUGUUUGACUGAGGUUUGUUGUGUUUUCGGUUUUUUUUAUUUAUGAAUGACAUGGCGUCCGUAAAAGUUGCGGUCCGGGUGCGACCAUUCAAUCAAAGGGAACGGGACAUGGGAGCAAAACUCGUUAUUCAGAUGGAGGGAAAGAAGACACGAAUACUCAACGCUAAGGCCGAGGAGCGGGGGCGCGACGACUACAAGGACUUCACCUUCGACCACUCGUACUGGUCGUUCGACAGCGCCGACCCGCACUUCGCCUCGCAGGAGGACGUGUUCGGCGACCUGGGUACCGACGUGGUGGACAGCGCCUUCCAGGGCUACAACGCCUGCGUGUUCGCCUACGGCCAGACGGGCAGCGGCAAGACCUUUACCAUGAUGGGCGCGGCGGGCUGCCAGGGCCUCAUCCCCAGGAUCUGCCAGGCCCUGUUCGGACGCAUGCAGACGGGCAAGGAGCAGGGUGCCAGCUACCGCACGGAAGUGUCUUACCUGGAGAUCUACAACGAGAAAGUCAAGGACCUGCUGGGGCGUGGCUCUGCAGGCGGAGGGCCUCGGGCGCACAGCCUCAGGGUGCGUGAACACCCCAGGCUGGGGCCAUACGUGCAGGACCUCUCCCGACAUCUCGUCACCGACUACCAGGACAUAGCGGAGCUGAUGGAGCAAGGCAACGACCAGCGGACGACGGCUUCCACCAACAUGAACGACGUGAGCUCCCGCUCCCACGCCAUCUUCACCAUCACGUUCGUGCAGGCGGGCUUCUCCAACGACCUGCCCACCGAGACCGUGUCCAAGAUCCACCUGGUGGAUCUCGCUGGCAGCGAGCGGGCGGACACGAGCGGCGCGACGGGCCAGCGGCUCAUGGAGGGCGCGCACAUCAACAAGUCCCUGGUGACGCUGGGCUCGGUGAUAUCGGCGCUGGCUGAGCUGUCCAGUGCGACCCGGGGCCAGCGCCUGGUGUUCAUCCCGUACCGCGACUCUGUGCUCACCUGGCUGCUCAAGGACAGUCUGGGGGGCAACGCCAAGACCAUCAUGAUAGCAGCGGUGUCGCCGGCAGACUGCAACUACAGCGAGACGAUGAGCACGCUGCGCUACGCCAACCGAGCCAAGAACAUCAUCAACAAGCCGACUGUCAACGAGGACCAGAACGUGAAGCUGAUCCGGGAGCUGCGCGAGGAGAUCAACAAGCUGCGCGCCAUGAUCAACAACGAACAUAGGGAGGGCGUCUGCCAGCCCCAGGUGCUGGCUCAGCUGCACCAGAAGGAGGCCCAGGAGAAGGUUCUGACGGAGGAGUGGGCGGAGAAGUGGCGCGAGACCCAGAAGAUCCUGCAGGAGCAGAAGGCACUGGCCUUGCGCAAGUCGGGCCAGGGCGUGGUGCUGGAUAGCGACAUGCCGCACCUCGUCAGCAUAGACGACGACCUGCUUAGCACCGGCAUCACCCUCUACCACCUCAAGGAAGGAGACACUCUGAUCGGCACGGACGAGGCGAGCACGAAGCAGGACAUCGUGCUGAACCGAGCCGGCAUGGAGCCGGAGCACUGCAUCAUCACCCUGCAGGAGGGAGUGGCGACGCUGGUGCCGCUGCGUGACGCACAGUGCUGGGUCAACACGGUGCUCAUCGAAAAGCCCACCCGGUUGUCGCAAGGCUGCAUCAUCCUGCUGGGCCGCUGCAGCAUGUUCCGCUACAAUGACCCAGCUGAGGCUGCACAGCUCAGGAAGGGGGGCAGCCACUCGCAGCUUAACCUGUCGCGGCUCAGCCUGCUGAGCUGGUCCACCACCGAUCUGGCCUGGUCCACCGAGAACCUUCUGAAGGCCGCUGAGGACGCAGAUCGGCUCGAUGACCUGGCUCAGAUGAGGGUUUCUCUGCGCAAGGAACAGGAAGCCUUUAAGAGAGAGCAGGCGGAGAAAGAGGAGGGCUGGGAGAAGGAGCAGCAGAUGCGUAUGGAGGCUCUGGAGACUGCUCAGCGCGAGCUGGAGAAGGAGAAGCGGCAGAUGGAGCAGCAGUUCGCGGCGCAGUGCAGCCGCCUGGCCGAGGACUGGAAGCUGCUGGAGAAGCACCAGCAGGACAGCCUGGCCGUGCUUCACGCUCGCGAGGAGGAGUUGCGCCAGCGCCAGGAGUCCCUGCUGUGGGAGCGCAACGAGGAGAUGGCCCAGAUAAGUUCAGAACACAUGAGACUUGCAGCCUUGAAAAACAGACUUGAAAUAAAGAAGCGGAACUUUAUUCAGUUCAUGUCAGGCAAGUUGCGGCAAAUGAAGCUCCAGAGGCGGCGGAGCAGAGAUUACACCCAGACGCUCGCGAGCGGAGAUGACUGGAACAACUGCGACUCCAGUCCGGACACUUGGGCGAGCCCCGCCACAGAAACUGACGUGGCCGGCCUGCAGGCUGUGAAGGAGCUGGCCAGGAGCCACAGAGAAGAGAUGGCAGAGCUGGAGUCUGAGCUGCAGGAGCGAGUCGACUCUGUGUCUCUGCAUCGGCAGAAUGUCAACAAGCUGGACCAGGAGCUGGAGGACAUACACUCCUUCCUGCAGGCUGAUGCGGCCAAACUAGAAGCUAUGAGGAAAACCCUUUCAUCAAGAACACAGGAACAGUUGCAGAAAAUAGCAGAAAGAAAACAGUCCCUGUCCCUGGACCUGAGGGCCGCGGUGCCGAGCGACGACCCGAGCACCGGGGACGCCUCCUCGGAGCUGCCGGAGGGGCAGGAGCUGACUACCGUCACCCUGUCCAGCACGCCAGGCACCGGGGAUACCUUCCACACGGCCACCUCCCCCGGCGCCCCGGCUGCAGGAGAGGCCUCCCACACAGCCGCGUCUCCGGACGACCCACUCGGGGACGGAGACCUGGUCACCGGAGACACCUCCGCGUACGACGGAGCCCCCGUCGCGGCAGACGCCUCCCCAGUUGUCGCAGCCCCGGUCGCGGCAGACGCCUCCCCAGUUGUCGCAGCCCCGGUCGCGGCAGACGCCUCCCCAGUUGUCGCAGCCCCGGUCGCGGCAGACGCCUCCCCAGUCGCCGGCAGCAGCGACGGACCCGUGGAGGUCCCUUCCCCGGCGUACACGCCCAUGCAAUACGUGCCGCGGGUGCGCCGGCCGCCUGCCGCCAUCAUCAGGAAGUACCCGCUGAUCAGGACGGACAGCCUGCCGGAGAACGUGAAGUGUGUGGGGGAUGCGAUGCGGGCCAUGAAGCAGCUCUUCCAGCGCAUCGCUGACCAGAAGAUGCUGAUAAUGCACAGCCUGGAGAACGAUUGUGACAAGACUAUAGUCAAUGCCCAGAUCGCUUUAUUGCAGGACCUCCAGAAGCAGUACGUGCGGCUCGAGAGAGCACUGGAGCAUCAUCCCCUGAAGCUGUCAGAGGUGGACGGCAAUGAAAGCAGCGAAGACUCUGACGAUGUGUCGACUUCUGUGGACGACGGGGCUUCAGAUAUUCUCCCAAAGCUAGAUCAUAAGUUCUCCCAGCACAGCUUCGACCCAGACAGGAGGUACAUUGAGAUGGCAGCGGCUUUAUCACCAUUCUCCCCACUUACUCCAGCAGAAUCCUGUGUAGAUAGCGAAAGUGCAAUUUUUUGCAAUGUGAGUCUUUCAUCUCCUCAGCGCGACAAGUCCGGCAUAUGGAUCCACAUACCCAGCUACGUGCUGCGCGGCACGGGCUCGUCCACCCACUACGAGUACGAGGUUCACGUGAGCGUCGGGGGAGACCGCUGGACGCUCAUGAGGCGCUACAAGAGGUUCCGCGAGCUCCAUCUGUCCAUGGUCGACAAGUACGGCAGGCUGGUAGUGCAGGAAAUGCAGUGGUCGUAAACAUGGCGGAGAAUUGGGGGGGGGCCUCUCACUCUCCUGUAGUAAACAGAGAAGAACCAAGGGUCAACACCAGUACUGUAUUUUGUACACCCCUAUAAGCUGAGACACGGAAUACCAAGACAUCACUUGCAUCCAUGGAACUCUACUGAAGACAGCAACAUGGUGUGACCCUUAUUCAAGGGCGACCUUUAUGGUGAAAAUGUUAACUUCUUAUGCCAAAAAUUAAAGGUGCGAUCAAUAUGCAGAAGCGACCCUUCUGCAUGUAAAUAGGGUAUGAAUUUUUUUGUGUUUUAACCUUGGUUUUAUGUACCCUUUGAGUUAUAAUUACUCAUAAUAAAAAUUCAUUUUGACAAAAACAAUGGUCAUUUUUCAAGGGUUUUUUUUUUUUUUCCCCCUCUCUCUCCUCCCCAAAAUCCUUCUCUUGGGACAUUGUACCAUGGUACUGCUACAAUAGAUAUUUUUCUCCUAAAUCUACCUUAAACAUUACCGUUUUUUCUCGCAUAAUCGUCGCACAUUUUAUACUAAAAUCAAGUUUGAAAAGUAGGGGUGCAACAUUUAUAUGAAAAAAGCAUUUUUUGCUAGGUAAAGUUAUUUAUAAAAACAAAACCUAUUCAAGGAAAGUACAUUCUUUUAAAAAGUAGAAGAUUUAUACAAAAGCACGCCAAACAAUUUAAAUUAAUAGGUCAUGCAACAAAAACAUUUUGUUCAACUUUAAAUAGAAAAAAAACCAAAACUGUGACACGGACAUGAGUCGGAGCAAAUAACUGUCUUCGUAGUACACACCACGAGAAAGUGUGGGCUAUCAAAUGUAGUUACCUCGGCACUAGACAGAGCGCACACAUUGCAUGCAAUCAAUGAACUUUCUGUAUCAAUAUUCGACUAUGUGCGCGUGCUCUAUACGGGAAUCAAUAUAACCAAACAUGAAUGAUUCCAACUAGCGCUGGCUACAUUUAUAUAAGCGGUACACAGCGGCGACAAAGACGAAAAUAUAAAUGUUACAAUGUUUGAAAACCCCUUUAAAAGAAAAUUUACACAUCAGACAACUUCGUAUUUCUGUUAAUUAAAUAAUUAAGCAGUAAUAUCUGAAUGAAUAUUAGAUUUCAACUUUAAAAUACAUACAUUGUUUUAUAUGGGAAACUUCCUACACAAAGUGCUCAGAAUCUAAAUAAUCAUGCGACGUUUAUGCGAGAAAUAUUUUUCUCCAAAUUUUGAUGUCCUAAAAUAAAGGUGCAACAUUUAAGCAUUUUAACCCUCGUCCUCUUUUUGUCUGAUUUCUAGGGAUGGGAUUUUCGAAUCUUGGAUUCGUCGAAUAUACCGAAUCCUAUGGAUUCGAGGAUUCGUAGGAUCCGAGGAGGGAUUCGAGGUGGGUUUUUAAGAGUUUUAGGUAGUAAUUGAAAUUAUAGUGCUGGGCAAAGUUCGAAAAUUUAGAACCGAACUGAACCCUUACGUUCGGUUCGGUUCGAAACCUCUUAAAAUAUAUUCGAAAAACCGUACGUUCGUUUAAAAAAAAUUACGUUUUUCUAAUUUUCUAACCCCCAUUUGAGACCAUUCACAAAACAGCACAACAAAAUUCCAUUACUUGUAAUAUUCCGACUUUUAUCGCAUAAUCGUCGCCUCAACAGUUUCAAGCGCAGACAAAGUAAAAAAAAAAUUAUUAAUCGUCGCAUAACUCGCAUAGCAUUUUUUUCAUAUAGGCGCGCUUUGUUUUUUGUUUACUUUAGAGAUUUUUGUAUGCAUUUCUCGUACUACGUAAUAUAAACUAUCGUACAAAUGCCAAAGGUAUUGUCUAUUAUAGCUUUAACUAUAGUGCGUGUACGAGAAGUAUUGUGAAAUCACCAAAGAUUGCGUACCCCAUACGUUAAACUAAAGCGCAUGUACGAGAACUCUCGUAUUUCGGCAAAACUAACGUGAUCAAGUUAACACAAGACAAAUGCGGUAGGAAAUGAUUACGUAAAUUACUGGGAUCUAUUUAUUUUCUUUGGCCUUUUUGGUUAUAACAGUCAGGUACUGAAAAUAAUAAUUUAAUCUUGUGUAUUAAAAGUACUGGCCAGUAAAUUUUACAGUACGGUACUAAGUUGACUAGCGUAGUCGCGGCAGCCAUCAUUAUUUCUCGUGUUUUCUUUUUUCCGACGCAAAUUUCUAUAACCACACUUCUUACGUUACGUUUACAAUAUUAUUGUUCUUGAGGUCAUUUGCGAUGAGCAGGUUUACGUCGUUUAAGUUUUCCAAAUGGAGAAAAUAUAAUGUCGACCCAUAUGACCCAGAACCACCCCAAAAAAUGUUUAAAGUUUCUUCUGACGAGCAGCAUUCUUCCAAGAAAACAGCAACUGCAGUCAGCGAGUUUUGUAAUGUAGAUAGGUAACUUAAUUCACAUUCGACUUUUUUUUAAUGUCCUAUUAAAAAGUUUUACUUAUUAAAAAUUUUAGGUUAUGUCUACCACAAAAAUAUGUUAUGUGGCCUUAUGCUGAAUGUUCGUCAUCUUUAUAAUAAUAUAUUUUUUUUAAAUGAAGGUUAGUGUACACUGAAAAAGGAAGAUAGUCUUUUUGAAAUUUAGAUGGAACUUAUUCAUGAAUUAAAAGAGAGAGAGAGAGAGAGAGAGAGAGAGUGUGUGUGUGUGUGUGUCUAUAUAUAUAUAAAGAAAUUAAAUGCAAAAUGAUUUUCUAUAAACUGUUUUAUUUCCUUCAUUAUUUAUUGCAUAAACUUUACUUAUAAAAUGUUUUGCAAUGUUUUAAUAAAGCUAACCUAUAUAAUGUUUUAAAUUUACAUAUGGCUGGAGAACCUUUCGUUCUCACCAUUCAGUGAGAGACCAAAAUGCUGGUGGCCGGUUCAUUUUAAUUGAAAACAAUUUCUGUAUGAGGUUCAGUUCGGCUCGAAAUUUUUUUCCUAUGGUUUGAUUCAUUUCGGUUCGGUUCGAAACCAGAGAACUGAGGUUCGUCCAGCUCUAGAAAAUUGUAUACCUAAACUAUAUUAUGAAGGUAUCGGAAAUAGCACAAACAUAAGAUAAACUAUGCUGCAUUUUGUUAAUUAGCAUAACUACUCAAUCAUUUCCAACAUUCAAUAAUAUAACAUUGCAAAAAAAACCUAACUUUUAUAAAAUGGUGUCUGUUAUACAAACGUAUUUUACUGAAAACAUAGGAAGGAUUAAUUUAACAGAGAAUUAGACAGAUGCAAACUUACGUGUGUAGUUUUUGAGGUUAUUUGUCUCUAUUUUAUAUCAGGUGUAUACACUAUGCACUUAUUUUAUAAUUUUAUAAAUACACAUGUGAUUUUUUUUAAUACAUAGGCCUAUGUAAUUUUUUAAAAUAAAUGUGUGAUUUUUUUUAAUAACAUGUGAAGUUUAGUGUGGGACUGGGAUUCGAGAUUCGAUAACAAACACUGAGGAUUCGAACAAGGAUUCGGAUUCGACCAAAAUGUGGAUUCGUCCCAUCCCUACUGAUUUCUAAUCUACUUUAUUAUUGUAGGAGGGAGUGAGGUGGUGGCAUUCUUGCACCCACUUUUCUCCCUCUCACCCCUACUGCUUUACGACCUCUCCUAAUAAUAAGACAGCCCUGUAUCCCUUCCCUGGUUCUUGUAUUAUUUUAAACCAGUCCUCUUCCAGAAUAGAAAAAAAAAAAAAAAAGGCAGCAAGCUACCCUUUCUUGUCAGUUUCUUUUAUAAAAACUAGCACGCACCACGUUACAGUCAGUGAGAAAUUUGUGCACGAACUGAAGAAUGUAAAUAGCCUGGCUUUGAAAUGUCACUUUCAAAGCGCCAAAGAUGGCUGUAGUUUUGUCAUGGAAUGUUGCAUUUGAAAGCUGAGGAAUCUCGUGCAAAAAGAAGAAGAAAAAAAUUAUGUUGGGUCACAGUUGCUUCUUAAACACCUGUCGAAACAGAC